AUGUCUGAUGGUCGAGAGCAACGUGCAGACAGUCUCGAGGGAGACCAAUUUAGACACGAAGCUCACAUCCUCUCUUCGAUAGGCCAGGAACACCCCAGAGUCGAGUCGCCAGUAUCUUUUACCACUGAUGAAUCGCCAGUAUCUUUCACCACCAAUGAAGUGAUCAACCUCAACGGAGAUGUCGAUGAUUCUUCAGCCUCCUCCCCAGAUUCCCAUCCAGACAUCGAGCAGGAAGAAGAAACGGACUCGGUCGACGACAAUGCGGACCCUGUGGUGUUGCAAUUUAGCGAUGACCAGGAUAAAGAAGCCUUAAGGAAAAUCAAAGAGGCAGUCUUGAACGCAUCCCAAUACAUCUUAUCACCAUGGACAUCUCGCAGGACGUGCGUUUCACCCAGACGUCGACCUAGAACGCCGUCUCCGGACCCCCCGCUACGUGAUGCCAUUGAAUCCCUCCGAAUGCUAGGUUCGUUUUGUUGCGUCUUCCAUCUCUCGAUGGUAGCUAUUUGGGAACAUAAGAUCAUGACGAAACGGGAUAUGUUAAGUAGCAGAGAAUGCUUUGAAAAUCAAGCAGAGAUUACCCGAGCCGUCAACUUUCUGGCCGCCAGGUUUCAGCUCAGCUGCGAGGAUCUUCACAUUGUCGGAUCAGUUAGACGUUUCUUUCCAGGUAAUCUUGAAUUCAUGAUUUGA
Molecule: messenger RNA, 687 nt
Organism: Puccinia triticina
Lineage: Eukaryota; Fungi; Basidiomycota; Pucciniomycetes; Pucciniales; Pucciniaceae
Exons: 6
Coding region: 1-687 (228 amino acids)
Source: RefSeq, a predicted model, not a curated record